CACCGCGUCUGUGCUCAUUAGCGUUCUUGUCGGUGUUUGAUACUUUUCGUUAGUUAGACGUGUUCGUGUGAGAAGUUCAGUGUGUCCGUGAGUCGACGUGAGAGCACCGUGUCGCUGACCGCAGUGUGAAAAUGAGGCUUCAUCGUGGAACCGCGCUUGUUGUGUGCCUCUGCUUGUGGAUACCUGUUGCUCAGUCGUAUGAAGCUAUUCCACCAGAAGAUCAAGAUGUAUCAGGAGAUGAUGAGUUCUCUGGGUCAGGAUCAGGAGAUGAUGAUAUCUGGAUCUUUGAGCCUGAAGUGACAACCCAAGCAAGUCCAAACACUACAAAGACAGCCUGGUUCACAGAUGCCCCUGUUAUUCUUCCAGAACGUUCUGUUACCCAGUUUGUCACCCUUGACACUGAGCCUGAAACAUCUGGGCACAUUACUGAAGCUUCUUUGCCAUACACCACCCAGAUCACUGAGACUCAACCAUCUCUAGUCAUCAUCAAAUCUUUUGACUCAGAGGAAGUUCAGAAGGGUGAGACCACAACAAUCAGCGAUGUGGCACAGCCAGAGACCACUGUACCUCCAGCUGAGAAACUACCAGAGACCACUGUACCUCCAGCUGAGAAACUACCAAUGACCACUGUACCUCCAGCUGUUUUGGUGCCCACGCAAGGGGAAGAAUACACAACCACAGCGUAUGAUGAGGAGGACACCACAGAAUCAUCUGUCAUAGACCAAGAGGAAGAUGAAACUACAGUUGUUGUUGAAGUAGUGCCUGUGACAACUGAAGCACCUGAUAUGGAGACCACACCACCGCUUCUGAGCACAACAUCAGCCAGUAAUGUAGCUGAUCCUGAAGCUUCAGGUGAUGCUGUUGAAUCCACUACUGUUCAAGCCAUUGAAGAUAAUUCAGUUGAAAAAGACAUCAUUGUAGAGGAGCGUAAACCCAACACCAAGAAAACGAGGGUUGAUGGCACUGUUUCUGAGAAUGAAAUCUCAAGAUCAGAGCAACCCGGAUCUGAGUCUGAUUUUGCUCGUUCUGACAACGAUAGCUUACUGGAAAGGAAAGAGGUCCUGGCAGGUGUCAUUGCAGGUGGCGUGGUGGGCUUGGCUUUCGCCAUCAUGCUUGUAUCUCUCAUGGUCUACCGCAUGAAGAAGAAGGAUGAGGGUAGUUAUUCACUAGACGAGCACAAACACCCCAAUGGAGGCUACCAGAAACCACAGAAACAGGAAGAAUUCCUGGCAUAAAGACUCUUAAACAUACUGUCUCUGUCUCUUUAUUCUGUGCUUGACUGCCACUUAAAACUUCCCAACUCACCAGAUUCCACCUGUUUGGUGACCCUUUAUUUUUUGUUUGUUUGUUUUAUAUCCACGUUGGAUUUGCAACACAUCGGAUUUGCGUCUGAAUUGGUUGAUUGAUCUUCAGGAAAGGUUCACUUGGGUUUGAAUGGUUUUUUUUUUUCCCCUCCUUUCUAAUGGAUUCUUACACUGUGGAUUGAGACUGUCCUCAUGAGCCCUAGUUAUGAGUGAGGGACUGUUGAGCCGGCCAUUUUUUUGUUAGGGUUCUGCUUUCUGCCAGUGCUGGUAAACUACAGCAAACGUGAACCGGCUUCUCAUUUCCACCGUGCCUUAUUUCCUGUUCCAGUGAACUGAAGCGCACAUUGUGUGCAGUAGCGAGAGAGCUCACCUCCUCCAACUGUUUGUUGCCUUGGUAACAGAUAGUUGCCAUAGGGACAGAAAACAUGGAUUGCACUUUUGACAUGCAAACAUUACAAUCCCGAAUUACAAUCACUGUUUGCUUGGAACUGAUUAUGUGUUUCUGCUUGUCCUGGGCUCUCUUACUUUCAUUUGUUGAAAUUAUUUUCCACAUUGUUUCUUCCCUCGUGUGUGGAAGGAGAGCUGCCUCGCUUAACGAGCGGGAGAUUCCCUUCAAUUUCCUCCUUGUUUUGUACUUACUCCGAAGAUGGCGUGUCGGGACGAGCAGCACAGAAUUGGUAUUGGGAAAUUGUAUGAAUAAUUGUUGAUCAGACAUGACUGUCGUCUUACACAAUAUUGCUGUAUUUCCUAGGAGCUAAAUGAAUUUUGACAUUCUGUGUACCUUGAAUUCUCAAAUACACUGUAUGAAAUUCCUCAAAAAUUAGGCAAGUGCAGACUUUUUUUUGUUACUCCAGCUCUUUGUACAUAUGCUAGUGGACCAAAUCUACAGCUUGAAAACCUUUACUGAGAUAGAAGAUGGCUAAUGUAUAUUACCAGGUCAUUUGAGACCUUUUUGUAAAAGUGUGUACAUGUUCCUCGGUUUUUAGUUAUCACUUGAAUUAAAGGACUGCUCGGCUGCGAUGAGCUUUCUGGAAAGCAUCGUAAGCGAUUGUAUUUGAUCAUGUUCACCCCAAUUCUGCCUAAACAAAAUUGUGUCUGUUGUGAAAGAAAUGUGUGUUAUAAUAGCUCCCUGGAAAAUACCAAGCUGAGUGUGUUAAAAUAAUUUUCUUACUAGUGUCAUUAAAUAAGAAAAAAAUGUAUUAAAGCUGUUCUUUUGUGUAAAUGCUAAUCUCACAUGCCAUGGAAUUAGCUGCUUAUAAUGGCCGAGCAGAGUAACGACGUAUUACUACUAAAGUGUCAUGCUCUGUAUGUAUUACUGAACCUGCGCGUGCCAUGUGAUGUGUACAGCUUUCUUUUGUUUUCAGUUGUUUCUUUAAGUCGAUGUUGGUAUUUUUACAAAUGGACAAAUGUUUUGACUCUUUGGGUACCUUAUUCCAGGCUUCAGGUUAGCUCAACUAUUUGUCCAUAAUGGAAUUUUUGAAAGAGGAAGUGGCAAAAGUGAGUGAAAGUGCAUUUGCAGCAGAGUAAAACGUUUGUGCCUUUGCAGAAUGGCUGGCCACGCCUCAGAGAGAGCUGCCUUUGUGUUUUGUUGCUGUGCAAAAGAAAAUUAGACCUACUUAUGUCAUAGUUUGUACAAAUCUCUCUAUUUAUUAUGCACAGUUGUUUUCUAUGUUUAAUAAAAGGGAGUCCAUUUUCA
Messenger RNA from Pangasianodon hypophthalmus (striped catfish), 3000 nucleotides. Its product is annotated as syndecan-1. Gene Ontology annotation, cellular component: membrane; cell surface. The transcript has 5 exons. Gene Ontology annotation, biological process: cell migration. NCBI's taxonomy places the organism in Eukaryota, Metazoa, Chordata, Actinopteri, Siluriformes, Pangasiidae. The coding region runs from base 132 to 1235 and encodes 367 amino acids. The record is from RefSeq and is a predicted model, not a curated record.